AUGGCGAGCUUAUGUGGAUCGUGUACGAAAACAACUCGAAAUACCUACGCAUUAAACUGUACAAAAUGUGAAAAAUGGUUCCAUAUGGAGUGUGGAGGGCUCACAAAAGAUGGGCUGAAAAAAAUUGAGGCUGAACUGAAGAAACCAGACGGCAAACGCUGGAAAUGUGCUGGAUGCUCGGAGAGUGAGGUUAAGGAAGGCAUGGGAGAUCCAACACUAAAAGAUCUAAUGUUAAAACUAAUCCAAAUGGACCAAAAAAUGGACGAUUUAACAAAAAAAUAUGAAGAGCAGCUAAAAAUAAACAAAAACAUGCAAAUUGAAAUAAAUAAUCUUCAAAAGAAGGUAGUUAACCUAGAAAAUGAAAAAAACCACAUCGAACGGAAAAAUUUAAAAAACAAUAUUAUAAUAUCAGGAUUACCAGUUGUAAAAAAAGAAAAUCUAACUAGAACUGUAGUAGAAUUGGCCAAAAAAUACAAUGUUUUGCUAAAAAAUGAAGACUUUGUCUGCAGCCAAGUUGGAAAAGCAAAUGAGGAUGGCAAACAACUAAUCAAAGUUAAGUUCAAUAAGGAGAGUGAUAAGGAGCGAAUAAUGAAGUCAAAGAAGGAAAUAAACCUCAAAGCUGAUGUUUUGCGUUUAUCUACUGACAGUGACAUUUACAUAAAUGAUGAGCUAACGAAAUGUAACAGAAACCUUUUUACAGAAGCCAGAAAGAAGGGUAUAAAUUUGUAUGGUGCAAGAAAGGUGUGA
Messenger RNA from Brassicogethes aeneus, 747 nucleotides. NCBI's taxonomy places the organism in Eukaryota, Metazoa, Arthropoda, Insecta, Coleoptera, Nitidulidae. The record is from the annotation of a GenBank genome assembly.